This is a messenger RNA of Salvia splendens (bonfire salvia), 1191 nucleotides long. RefSeq lists its product as uncharacterized. Bases 629 to 934 code for a protein of 101 amino acids. Gene Ontology annotation, molecular function: protein binding. The record is from RefSeq and is a predicted model, not a curated record. The transcript has 3 exons. NCBI's taxonomy places the organism in Eukaryota, Viridiplantae, Streptophyta, Magnoliopsida, Lamiales, Lamiaceae.
GUCAUCCACUUCAAAUAUUUUUUACAAUUUCCCCACAAAAUUCCAAUCUCUCCUUAUAUAAAUCCCUCACCUCCGCCUCUCCACCACAACGCGGCGGAGCUCCGCCUCCAAAACCACCAAAUAAACCACUAAAGCUCUCAACUGACACUACAAAAAUCAAAUUCGCGCUACAAGGAAUAGAAAUGCUACUCAGAAGCUCAUCAUCACCAAUUCUGCAUUCAUGGCCAAAUUCCGCAUCAGAGCCCGACUCCCUGCCUCAGCUGCUACGGACCAGAUCCGUCUCCUUCUCGGCGUCCUGCGACUGCAGCUCUCCGACGCGGAUCGCGUUCGACUCAUGCAUUAGAGCACCGCUGAAACCGAAGAAGAGCUUCCGCCCGAUCCGGUGAAGAUCCAGGAUAGGAGGGAGGCAGUGUCGUUUUUCCUGUCGAGCUCCGGCUUGGGCGAGGCGACGGCAUCGGCGGCAACGGAGGAUCAUGCUCUUCCAUCUGAGAGGACUCUGCAGGAGACGGGGGACGGCGGCGGCGGCGGCGGAGUUGUCAGAAGUAGAGGAUCGUAUGGCGGUGGUGGGAGAGGGCGGGACGACGGGCCGGGACCGGGCCGUGGGAUUAGUGAGGCGUAUUAUGAGACGAUGAUCGAUGCUAACCCUGGAAAUCCUCUGUUUUUAGCUAAUUAUGCUAAUUACUUGAAGAAGGUUAAAGCAGAUUUCACAAAAGCAGAGCAGUUCUACGAAAGAGCUACUUUGGCUAACCCUGCUGAUGGAAAUGUGUUAUCACACUAUGCUGAUCUGUUAUGGCAGACUCAUGGAGAUUCUGCUCGAGCGGAGGCUUAUUUGAUCAAGCUGUCAAAACCGACCCCAACGACUGUUUUGUGCUGGCUUCGUACGCUCGGUUUUUGUGGGAUGCUGACGACGAUGAGGAAGAAGAAAAUGACGUAGAGGCGGCCAAGGCCUCAAACAACCAAUAUGCAGCGGGAAGUCAUACGUCACCUUCUGAAUUCAUCAUUACUGAAUCUCAUUGGCCUCCUCUUGCUGCAGCUUCUUGAUCUAAUGCAGUCUCUCUCAAUAAGUGUGUGUAUACGUGAAGAGGUUGCUAUAUAGAUGAGCUUUGUGUAACAGUCUCGUGUUGUAUAUAGUGAAAAAUUAUGCGAGAAAUAAUUAACUUUGCCAGCAAUUAUUUCGGAGUUUUUUGAGUC